Messenger RNA from Colletotrichum acutatum, 1122 nucleotides. Its product is annotated as putative 1-aminocyclopropane-1-carboxylate oxidase. Gene Ontology annotation, molecular function: 2-oxoglutarate-dependent dioxygenase activity. NCBI's taxonomy places the organism in Eukaryota, Fungi, Ascomycota, Sordariomycetes, Glomerellales, Glomerellaceae. The transcript has 4 exons. The coding region runs from base 1 to 1122 and encodes 373 amino acids. The record is from RefSeq and is a predicted model, not a curated record.
AUGACAACCUCGAUCUCGGAGACAGCGCCAGUCCAUGUGCCUUAUGUUCAAGCUACCGAGACAACGGAGCAGCUAGACUGGGCAGAUCUGGUGGCUUUAGACCUCUCGAAAUUUAACAAGCCUGGGGGUAAACAAGAGCUUGCGAUAGAAUUCACGAGAGCGAUUGAGCAAAUAGGCUUCUUUUAUGUCAUCAAUCAUGGACUCAGCCGGGAAGCCAUCGAUCAACAGUAUGCUCUAGCUUCAUCCGUUCUCAGUCUGUCGGACGAAGAUAAGGCACCCUACAGAGCGGCACUGGAGGCCGGUGAUUUCAAUGGCUGGAAGCCCCCGGGCACCAGAGAGCUAGUCCCAGGCGUUCGAGACAACUUCGAGAUCUACAACAUCCCAAAGUUCAUCCCAGAACAUGCCUCGCGCUCGCAUCCCGAGGUAGUCAAAGAGAACCUGGCGACAAUCGAAUGGUUCUCCCGCUACGUCAACGACGAAAUUGUCCGGAAACUUCUUGUCAUAUUUGCACUGGCACUCGGUCUCGAGGAUGAAGAGUGGUUCGUCAAGAAACAUCUUUAUGAACAGUCUAGCGGCGACCAUCUCCGAUACAUGAAGUAUUACGCGAGAAGCGAGGAGGAGAACCGAAAGCUGGGUGGUGUUUGGUUGAAGGGACACUCGGAUAUGGGCAGUUUGACCUUACUUUUUCGACAACCAGUCGCUGCACUCCAGGUUCUCACAAAUGAUGGGACAUGGAAGUGGGUGCGCCCGCAGACGGAUGCGCUGACAGUAAACAUUGCUGAUGCAUUGCAGUUCCUAACAAAUGGGUACCUGAAAUCUAGCAUCCACAGAGUCGUGGCGCCUCCAAAAGACCAGGCACACAUCGAUCGUCUGGGGGUCAUUUACAUGGUUCGGAUAGAGGAUGAUACGGACCUUAUUCCGAUUAAAGAGUCUCCCGUUUUACAGAAGCUUGGCCUCUCUGAGGGUGCGGUGCUUGGAAGUGACGGUAAGCCUGUGAAGGCGGGAGAGUGGGUGAGGGAGAGGAUCAUCAAAAACAUUGGCACCACGAGCCAGUCCGAUGGCGACAAUUCAGUCAAUGAUCUAGAGGUCCUCAAGGGUGUCAAGACGACAUAUUUUGAUUGA